GUCUCAUUCCGUAUCCGUGUAGCUGGGAUCAAAAAAAGAUUAUGUGUACAUGCCGUAUACAGGUACCGUAAUAAGAACAAACAAAAAGACUGAGGGGCAGUCCUCAGUCUUCACUCUUCCAUCUCCAAUCUCCAAUCUUCAACCUGCAAUCAUCUAUCAUCCAUCUACCUUUCAACAGAUAGCCACUCACAUAUGGCCAAAAUGGGCUCGGAAAAGUCGCAGAAACCAGUCAAAAUUCCUGAUGACUUAAAGGAAAGGUUGUCUAUCGACCAUUUCGAUUUGAACGCUUUUCUGCGAGGAGCACAAUUGACUAUUGUGGGAGGUUAGUUUGGAGCAAAACUACAAUAUCAUUAUCAAUAUCCAUAUGUUGAACCGUUGAUGUACAAUACUAUACUGUACCGACUUGACUAACUGCUUCACUAGCUCUGAGGGCUCUGCAGAAUCCCCAAUUGUUUACUUCCGAACACUACAAGCAGGUGGCUCUCGCCGUCUUAGCAGGUGUCAUAAUUCGACUAGCUAUAGAGAUCCCCGUACGCUUUCUCGUCAUCCUGUACUUCUGCUCUUUAUGCUCGCUAACAUGUGGCAGAUUUUUGGAGUGAGAGUCUUUCUAUGGUUUACGUCGUUUGUUGUAGACCUGGGGGCUUCCUCGUUUGAUGAGAAGGUGAUUGAGGGUAUAGAUCUUAUUCAAAAUCAUGUUCUACAGGUUCCUUUCUUUCUCAUGAGCAUAUUGAGUCGCGUCACUCCAACUCUUGACAAUAUGUGAGUAUUUCUCCAUGAACAUUGAACGCAUAACUUAUUACUGGAAAUGGUUCUUUACUAACACUUACAGGUUCAUGAUGAGCCUUGCUUUCGUUGACGAAACCUAUUACGCGAAACACAAAGGAGAAGAUCGUUCCACAUUACGAGAUGAAUAUUAUCCAAACCUGCGACAAUAUCCCAAGAGAGAUGGUUCUACACACAAAACAAGCACAGCGGAGAACUCUUCCAUGUUUUUAAUGAAGUUUGGCAAGAAGGCGGGACUCUCUUUGGCAGUUUAUGCUCUAUCUUAUGUUCCGAUACUUGGACGUUUCGUGCUCCCGGCUGCCAGUUUUUACACGUUCAAUAAGUACGAAUCCUGAUGGAAGCACCGGACCUAUCUUACUAACAGUCAAUAGAGCCGCGGGUCUUGGUCCUGGCCUUGUAGUGUUUGGCACUGGUAUCUUUUUGCCUCGCAAAUAUCUAGUAAUAUUUUUACAAACCUACUUCUCGUCACGCAGUUUGAUGCGUGAAUUGGUGCGUUUUAAUUUUGACCACUUAGAAUCAUUGCUGACUGGUACAGCUUGAGCCAUACUUCGCUCGUAUCGAUUUUACUAAAGAGCAAAAGAAAAAUUGGUUUCAUGAUCGAGAGGGGCUUUUGUUUGGAUUUGGUGUCGGGUUCUACAUACUGCUCCGUAUCCCUCUCCUUGGUGUACUUGUCUAUGGCAUUGCAGAAGCAUCAACGGCAUAUCUUAUUACCAAAAUUACCGACCCACCUCCACCUGUUGGACAAGAGGGUAAUUUUGCUGCUAGCCAACAAAAAUGGAAGAACAAGCAUGAAUUCUUGAACCUCAAACUCGACCAACUCGAUACUCUGAAUACGUCUAGUGGUAAGGGGUUCUCAAAGGGUGAUUCAAGCAAAAAAGCUUCUUCAUCAGCCACAGAAGCACCUCCACCAUAUAGCGAACUGAGAUCAAGGUAGAUGGAUGAUCAGGAUGGCGAGCACAGGGCAGGUGGUCAGUUGAUAGUACGGGAUAGCACUAACAAUGGGACGAAAAAUAUGUUUACCAUUUCCUCUAGUGCCAAAAGAUAGACAUAGGCUCUAAAAUACCCAUAUACCAUUGUAUAUAGUGUCAGCUUAUUGGUCAAUAAAUCCGGUAAUCCAAGCUCUACUUC
Molecule: messenger RNA, 1911 nt
Organism: Sclerotinia trifoliorum
Lineage: Eukaryota; Fungi; Ascomycota; Leotiomycetes; Helotiales; Sclerotiniaceae
Source: the annotation of a GenBank genome assembly